Messenger RNA from Phycodurus eques (leafy seadragon), 5724 nucleotides. RefSeq names its product arf-GAP with coiled-coil, ANK repeat and PH domain-containing protein 3-like. The record is from RefSeq and is a predicted model, not a curated record. The transcript has 25 exons. NCBI's taxonomy places the organism in Eukaryota, Metazoa, Chordata, Actinopteri, Syngnathiformes, Syngnathidae. Gene Ontology annotation, cellular component: cytoplasm. The coding region runs from base 341 to 2881 and encodes 846 amino acids. Gene Ontology annotation, molecular function: GTPase activator activity; protein binding.
UUUUCCUGGUCGGUCUCCAUCAGAAGCAGUCUGCUCUGCAGGGUCACAUUUGGCGGUCACUGUUGGAGGGACCACUGGGUUUACGCAUAUGGGUUGGAUUUUCUACUGCAGAUUAUUGUUGCUUUGGAAAGCUAGAACGUCAGAGCUCGGCGAGAGGACCUUGAACGUCCCGUGGUGCCGGGGCGUGUGGGCUCGGCUCCUCAAGCUUCACUCGGCGGGAGCGAGGCGGCUCGAAAAGACGGCCGCUGAAAGACGUCAACGAGCUGAACAGAGCCUAACGGACAACCAGGACAUGCUCCGCGACUUGUGAGGACGAAUAACAACCCACCGGGACGCCAAGAUGACGGUGGAGUUUGAGGAGUGUGUCAAAGAUUCGCCCCGCUUCAGGGCAAAUAUCGAGGAAGUGGAGACAGAGGUGGUGGAGAUUGAGGCAAAACUCGACAAGUUGGUGAAGCUUUGUGGCGGCAUGAUAGACGCAGGGAAGGCGUACGUCAGCGCCAACAGACUUUUCAUUAACGGCAUCCGGGAUCUGUCACAGCAGUGCAAGAAGGAUGAAAUGAUCUCGGAGUGCCUGGAAAAGUGUGGUGAAAGUCUUCAGGAAAUCAUCAACUACCACAUCAUGCUGUUCGAUCAAGCUCAGCAUUCAGUCAAGCAACAGUUGCAGCACUUUGUCAAAGAGGACGUGCGCAAGUUCAAGGAGACCAAGAAGCACUUUGAGCGUGUGCGUGAGGACAUGGAGAUCGCACAGGUGAAGAACGCGCAGGCGCCCAGAAACAAAGCUCACGAGGUAGAGGAAGCUACUUGCGCGCUCAGCGUCUCGCGAAAGUGCUUCCGUCAUCUGGCCUUGGACUACGUUCUACAGAUCAACGUUCUUCAGGCCAAGAAGAAAUUUGAGAUCCUGGAUGCAAUGCUGUCCUUCAUGCAUGCCCAGUACUCCUUGUUCCAGCAGGGCUACAAGCGCCUGGAAGAGGUGGAUCCCUACAUGAAGAAGCUGGCGGCCGAUGUGGAUCAGCUGGUGAUCGACUCGGCCAUGGAGAAGAGAGAGUUGGAGCACAAACACGCGACCAUCCAGCAGAGGACGCUCAUGCAGGACUUCGCCUAUGAAGAUUCCAAAGCUGAGUUCAACGUGGACUCGCCCAAUGGCGUGGUGAUGGAAGGAUACUUGUUCAAGAGGGCCAGCAACGCCUUCAAGACAUGGAACAGACGCUGGUUCUCCAUCCAGAGCAGCCAGCUGGUUUAUCAAAAGAAGCUCAAGGACUCUCUGACGGUGGUGGUGGAUGACCUACGUCUGUGUUCCGUCAAACCCUGCGAGGACAUCGAGAGGAGGUUCUGCUUCGAGGUGGUCUCCCCGACCAAGAGCUGCAUGCUGCAGGCUGACUCGGAGAGGCUCAGACAAGCUUGGAUUCAGGCGGUCCAAGCCAGCAUCGCCUCGGCCUUCAGGGAGAGUCCUGACAGCUUCCACAGCGAGCACCUGGACAGAGCGGCCUCACCGUCCUCCAGCAGCAUCGACUCGGCCAGCGAGUCGCGAGAGGGCGGCGGCCGUGAUGAGAGCAUCCUGCAGAGGAUCCUGUGCCAGCCGGGCAACCAGCAGUGCUGCGACUGUGGCCAAGCAGAUCCUCGUUGGGCGUCUAUCAAUUUGGGGAUUCUGCUGUGCAUUGAGUGCUCCGGCAUCCACAGAAGUCUCGGUGUUCAUUGCUCCAAAGUGCGCUCACUCACGCUGGACUCGUGGGAACCGGAGUUAUUAAAGCUGAUGUGCGAGCUGGGCAACGGCGUCAUCAAGCACAUCUACGAGGGCUCGUAUCACGAAGGACAAGGUGCUAGGAAACCGACGGCGACCAGUUCCAGGCAGGAGAAGGAGGCCUGGAUUAAGGGCAAGUAUGUGGAGAAAAAGUUUGUGAAGAAGAUGACCGCCACGCCGAGUUUAGUCAACGGCGACAGGAAGUCGACGCGGCGCUGGAACGUUCAGAAGUGUCGCAGGCACAACAGCGCCACCACGGUACCAAAGACAUGGCGGAGGUACCGACAGGAGCCACGGAGCACUUCUCCGUCCAGCCUCUCCUCAGUUGCUUCCAAGUCUCGAAGAGAGUCCUUGUUUUGUCCCGAUGAGCUGGACUCCCUUUUCUCCUACUUCCACACAGGCUCUGGACCUCGAAGCCUCAGCAGCGAUAGCGGUUUGGGCAGCACCGACGGUAGCACCGACGUUUUGGUCAUGGGACCAGCAGUGGACAGCGUGACGGAGGAAGAGUGCGAGGCGUCCGAGGACUCGAGCGGCGAGGCCGAGCUGGACACGUCGGACCCGGAGGACGGCAGGUACCUCCACCCCGGGGCGCUCCUGUACAGAGCCGCCAAAGCUCGCAACCUGCCCGUCAUGGCCGAAGCGCUGGCCCACGGCGCCGACGUCAAUAUGGUAAACAAGGACGACGAGGAGAAGACGCCCCUCAUACAGGCUGUGAUUGGGGGUUCCUUGCUAGCCUGCGAGUUCCUGCUCCAAAACGCCGCUGAUGUCAAUCAAAGAGACGCGAGAGGGCGGGGUCCCCUGCAUCAUGCCACCUACCUGGGCCACACGGGGCAGGUGUGUUUAUUCCUAAAAAGGGGCGCCGCCCAGGGCAACGGUGACGAGGACGGCCGUGACCCGUUGAGCAUCGCGGUGCAGCAAGCCAACGCCGACAUCGUCACACUGUUGCGACUGGCCAGGAUGAACGAGGAGAUGCGCGCGUCGGAAGGAGGCUUCGCCCAAGCAGGUCAAGGCAGUGAGCGGCAGUACAAGCGAUGCAUUCACAACUUCAUUUGCUUAAAUAUCAGGACGUCAGGCUCCACAGUGUUGAGUGGUUUGACAACAACUCCUGUUUACAUGGAUGUAGCUUCACUUAGCCUAGCUUAGCUUUGACAUUGUGAUUUUCACAAUUUAAGUGCUCCUAGUCAUCUUAAAGUUGACAUUUUAUGGAAAAUAGUUUUGUGGGGAGGCGUCAAAGUCGAAAUGUAAGCAGACCUGCAGUGUUAGCACAGAUUAGCAUUAGCUAAAAGCAUUGCCAGCGUUAGCUUCUGAAAAUAUUGUUCUAACGUUCGACUAGGUUGUCGACGUGGGGCCGGGGGCCCAUGUCAUUUGCUGUAUUCUAGAGAUUCCAGUGCAUGAAUGUUCGCUAGUGGUUGCAGCAUUUCAUCACCAAGCUGCAGCCGAAUUACGCUUGUCAAUUAAUGGAGUGGUGUGAUGCAUGACAUGACCAAGCACAAUUUUCGGUGCUAUGUCCUAUUUAUUUAAUCAAUCAAUCAAAAUAAUUCUUAACAAUCUCGUAGUAGUAGUAGUGAGCAAUGUGCUCUUUUGCAGGAUGUUCGUUUGAACAAUAGAGAUGCAAUUUUUUUAGAUAUAUUUUUGUUUACAUUUUAUUUUCCUGACCACACACACACACACACACCUCUAUGCUAUUGUGAUGACACAUAAAUAUACACAUACAGUGCGUACUGUGUUUAAAUGUCAAGUCUCAUCAGGAAGCUGUUGGAUUCACAGUUAUAAUUCAAUAUUUAACAUAAAAGCAGCUGGGCAUGAAACGACUAGGACCAUACAGUAUCUUUUUGUUUGUUUUUUAACCUCCCUUAUGCAAAUCUCAACAAACGCAUUCAUGAAUUUUGAUUUCAAAUCAUUCACGAUCACAGAGUUAAUCAGGAAAGCCUACAGAGUGUUGUGUACACGAAAAUGUUUUUAACGCUUCAUCUUUCUGCUCCUAACUCCGUGCUGUCUAGCUUUCUUGUUAAAAUUAGCUUUGCUUUUUAACCCAAGAUCGUGGAAAUAAACAAAUGUGACUAACUUCUUUGUGGUCCUUCACACUGUUACUGUUUCUAACAACUUUCAACUGCACUCAUCACCAAAUUAAAUAACCUUUUACUGAACCUACAAAAAGGUUGUGUUUGUGUGCGUGUAUUCAUGUUACUAAUCAGAAUCAUCUUUAUUUGCCAAGUAUGUCCAAAAAACACACACAAGGAAUUUGUCUCCGGGAGUUGGAGCCGCUCCAGUACGACAACAGACAGUCAAUGGACAGAGAACACUUCGGAGACAGAAAGACAUUGACAAAAAAAACAGUCACUGAGCAAUAAAGGGUUAAUAGCUAUCUGGUAAUGCCGGUACUUUUUUUUUUGGGACAAUUGUGCAAAAAGAUGCAGAGUCCUCUAGCACUUAGAGCAGUUCGAAUGACUAAUAUUGCAAUAGUCCGGCAAUGACCAUUGUGCAAAGGGUGCCGACACUUCAAGGAGUGGAUGCGGUUUAAAGUGACGAGUCGUGCGAUCAUCUGGGACAAUGUUGAUUGUGCAAAUGGAGCUGAUGCUACUCUGGCAUGAGUGGCCAGUAUUGGUCAACUACAGAUAUGCAAAUAGUGCAGCGUGGCGAGACUAUGUGACAACGAACUCAAGUCAAAACAUUGCCAGCAUGUUGCAAUGGAAUUGUAGGUUAGCUGUUUAAGAAGUUGAUUGCAAGAGGGAAGAAGCUGUCGGAAUGUCUGCUCGUUCUAGUUUGCAUUGAUCGGUAGCGCCCACCCGAGGGAAGGUGACCGGGAUGCCGAGGGUCAGAGAGGAUUUUCGACGCUCUUGUCUUAGUUCUGGCAGCGUGCAAGUCCUCGAGGGCGGGUAGGGGGGUACCGACAAUCUUUUCAGCAGUUUUGAUUGUCCGUCGCAGUCGGAAUUUGUCCUUUCUUGUAGCAGCACCAAACCAGACCGUGAUGGAAGAACACGGGACCGAUUCGAUGACCGCUGUGUAGAACCGUCUCAGCGGCUCCCGUGGCAGGCCGUGCUUCCUCAGAAGCCGCAGGAAGUACAUCCUCCGCUGGGCCUUUUUGAGGACGGAGUUGAUGUCGGUCUCCCACUUCAGGUCCUGAGAGACUGUCAUUCCCAAGAACUCGAAGGUCUCGACGGUUGACACAAGGCAGCUGGACAGCGUGAGGCAGCUGUGGCGAAGGAUGCCUCCUGAAGUUCACGAGCAUCUCUACAGUCUCGAGCGUGUUCGGGUCCGGGUCGCGGGAAGCGGAGCGGCCGCUCCGCUUCCCGUCGAUAUGCAGACUCGUCACCGUCCUCGAUGAGGCCGAUGACAGCGGUGUCAUCUGCAAACUUCAGGAGUUUGACAGCCGGGUGCGCUGAGGUGCGGUCGUUCGUGUAGAGAGAGAAGAGCAGCGGAGAGAGGACACACAAAUGUGUGCUGUCGUGAACGUUCUGGUGCUUUUUUAUAUUUGUAAAUUUGCUCACAUUGCAUUCGUUAAUUUGGUUUGAGUUGCUUGGAUUAACCUAAACAACAAAUUACAGUUACUUCAAAGUCCGUCUGGAGCUUUUCAACCUUCAUAAACUGAAACUCACGUUUUGGUGUCUCCGCCACAUUUGCACAGUCACUUUUACAUCAUCUGGCCCUUUUUAUUUGGGAUUGGGAAAUCUUCCUUCGACUGCGACUACAGGAAACAGUGUGUUGACUGUCCUGACUGGAAUACAAUGAAAGGAAACUUCUUUCACUCGUUCUCUCUCUCACACACACACACACACUCACACUCGAGAGGUUCGUUGUUUAAUUUUAAUUGAGUUUAGAAGCACUGAUGGGACACAAAAGAUGUAGUGUGGUUGGAGUGAGCCGUUGCUGUGGCUACUGUCCGGACUUGGAAAAAAAGGCUUUGAUCUCAUUAGCAUUUCAAAACAUGCCCCCUUUUUCCUCCCCCUCGCCCAAGAUUUGCGUCUUCAUCUUCAGCUGUGCUUCUU